This is a messenger RNA of Chrysemys picta bellii (western painted turtle), 8782 nucleotides long. The record is from RefSeq and is a predicted model, not a curated record. Lineage: Eukaryota; Metazoa; Chordata; Testudines; Emydidae.
CGCUGCACACACACCAAGGGCGAGGAAAUUGCCUUGCAAUAAACAAUAGCCUCCUGUCGCUGCACCGCCAGCGCCUCCUGCCGAGGUCAGCCCCUCGGGAGCUGUCCAGCCCCGCCGGGAGCGCGCCGCUCCGCAGCGGCAGCCAGAGGGGCGGCUCUGUGUGCAGCCUGGCUUGCGGAGCUCCGCCGCCUCCGCCCAGCCAGGCGCUGUCCCUCCCCCGGGGUGCUGAGCCGGAGCGCCGGGGGCCACCCUGGGGCAUGGGAAGGGAAGGCGGCAGCGAGCCCCGUCCUCGCCCCGUGCCCCGCCUCGGCGGGCCUGUCUGCUGACCCGGCGGACCCGGCCAUGGAAGAGGAGCUGAAGUGCCCGGUGUGCGGCUCGCUGUUCCGGGAGCCCAUCAUCCUGCCCUGCUCCCACAACGUCUGUCUGCCCUGCGCCCGCACCAUCGCCGUGCAGACGCCCGAGCGCGAGCAGCACCUGCCCGCCUUGCUGCAGCCCCGAGCCCCAGCGGCGGCGGCAACCGCGGGGGCGGCGGGGCCCGGGCCGGCGGCGGGCUCGGAGGCUGAGUGCGCCGCGGGAGGCGGCGGCGGGGAGCACGCGGACAAGCUGAGCCUGCACAGCGAGAGCGACAGCGGCUACGGCUCCUACACCCCCAGCCUCAAGUCCCCCAACGGGGUGCGGGUGCUGCCGCUGGGGCCGGCCCCGGCCGGCUCCUCCUCGGCGGCUCUUCCCCGCGGGGCGGGCCCCAGCUCGUCCCUCACCUGCCCGCAAUGCCACCGCAGCGCCUCCCUGGACCCGCGCGGCCUCCGCGGCUUCCCGCGCAACCGGCUGCUGGAGGCCAUAGUGCAGCGCUACCAGCAAGGCCGGGCCGCCGCCAAGUGCCAGCUCUGCGACCGCAGCCCGCCCGAGGCGGCCACCGUGGCGUGCGAGCAGUGCGAGGUGCUGUACUGCGCCGCCUGCCAGCUCAAGUGCCACCCGACCCGGGGGCCCUUCGCCAAGCACCGCCUGCUGCCCCCGCCCAGCCUCCCGGGCGGGCCCGGCAAGGCGGCGGGGGGCGCCCGCAAGUUGCCCACCUGCGCCGAUCACGAGCUGGAGAACUACAGCAUGUACUGCGUGAGCUGCGGCACCCCCGUCUGCUACCAGUGCCUGGAGGAGGGCAAGCACGGCCAGCACGAGGUGAAAGCCCUAGGGGCUAUGUGGAAACAGCACAAGACACAGUUGUCUCAGGCUUUAAAUGGUGUUUCAGAUAAAGCAAAGGAAGCUAAAGAAUUUUUGGUUCAGCUGAAAAAUAUAUUGCAGCAGAUACAGGAAAAUGGGUUGGAUUAUGAAGCUUGUCUGGUUGCUCAGUGUGAUGCCCUGGUUGAUGCAUUAACUCGUCAAAAGGCAAAACUGCUCACAAAAGUUACCAAAGAGCGUGAGCACAAAUUAAAGGUUGUUUGGGACCAAAUAAAUCACUGUACUCUGAAGCUACGUCAGUCAACAGGGCUUAUGGAAUACUGUCUGGAAGUAAUCAAAGAAAAUGAUCCCUCUGGUUUUUUACAGAUUUCAGAUGCUUUAAUCAAACGUGUUCAGGUGUCUCAGGAACAGUGGGUCAAAGGAGCCUUGGAACCAAAAGUAUCAGCUGAAUUUGACCUGACUCUGGAUAGUGAACCUUUACUACAGUCAAUUCACCAGCUGGAUUUUAUUCAGAUGAAAUGUAGGGUUCCCAUUACAGUGCCACCAGUCCCGUUACUGCAGCUGGAGAAGUGUUGUACCCGAAACAACAGUGUGACACUGGCCUGGAGGAUGCCACCCUUUACCCACAAUCCAGUGGAAGGGUAUAUCUUGGAACUUGAUGAUGGAGAUGGCGGCCAAUUCCGAGAAGUGUAUGUUGGCAAGGAGACCCUAUGCACAAUUGAUGGCCUUCAUUUCAACAGUACCUACAAUGCAAGAGUCAAAGCUUUUAAUUCAUCAGGAGUUGGCCCUUAUAGCAAGACAGUUGUUUUACAGACAUCUGACGUGGCCUGGUUCACCUUUGACCCCUCUUCAGCCCAUCGGGACAUAGUCCUAUCGAAUGACAACCAGACUGCCACUUGUAGUAGUUAUGACGAUCGUGUUGUUCUGGGCACAGCGGCCUUCUCCAAGGGAGUACAUUACUGGGAACUGCAUGUGGAUCGUUAUGAUAACCAUCCAGAUCCGGCUUUUGGAAUUGCCAGAAUUAAUGUGGUCAAGGACAUGAUGCUAGGAAAGGACGACAAGGCGUGGGCCAUGUAUGUUGACAACAACCGCAGCUGGUUCAUGCAUUGCAAUUCUCAUACAAGUCGGUGACUCUGCACACAGGACUGGAGGUGCCACAGAGUGUAAGACAGCCAAAGCUACCCAGUAACUAACUGAGCUCCUGCUGCCUAACCCUAUGCUGGAUUUUGUAACCUUUCUAAAUACAAUUUGUCAUUAUUCGCUGUCAGUAGAAAAGCAGUGUCAUCCCUAAAUUAGACUAACACUUACGCAGAACUUUGCUAACUAGCACUGUGUGAUCUGAUAAUUAACAUUAAUCCACAUCCAUUUUUAAUUUCACACUGGUAACAAGAAUGCUUAUAGAAUGUUUUUUUUGUAUUACAAUGGGUGUGCAUUCCUGCAUUUUAGUACAAAAGCACAUAUAUACAGCACACUAUGGACACAUAGUGACAGCUAAAAUGAGCACAUUUUCCCUUUCAUAAUUGGAUGUGCGCUUCACAUGAUUAUUGUGAAUAGAUGAUUAACAGUGAGGGCAAUUAAUCAUCGGAACAAUUUAUCUAGGGAGGUGAUGGAUUCUCCAUCACUUGAGUUCUUUAAAUCAAGACUGGUUAUCUUUUAAUAGCUAUGCUAUAGUUCAAACAGAAGUUAUGGGCUUGAAGCAGAAAUUACUGGGGGAGGUUCAUUGCCCUGUGUUAUGCAGAAGGUCCCUUCUGGCCUUAAAUGCAUUUAUUAAUUAUGCUCCCACUGACUUCAAUGGCAACAAGAUUAGGCCCUAUGUACUUUUAUACAAAAUUAGUGCUCAUUUUAGUUAGCACUAGGGUAUAUACCUAGUGGUGGUUAAAACUGCUCAAUAAACCUUAGUACUUCUCAUUUCAGUGUGACUGCAGUGGCUUUUGGGCUCACAAACAGGAGAACUCAUUUCAGUUACCAGCAACAAUCGUCUUCUGAAAAGGGAGCAGAGGAGAGUCCAGAGAAGUGAUCACAGAUGUUUCUUUAAAAAUGGUAUACACAAAAUAGACUGUGUUGGGAAGAGGAGUGAUACUUUAUAGCCUUGAUCCUGAUAGGUGCUGAGCACCUGCAGUGCCCGUAGACUUCCCUGGGAGCUGUGGAUAGGCAACAUCUCUUGGGAUCAAAGGUCUUAAUUUUCUACUCAGCUGGGAUGAACUAAUUAAGGCCCUGAUCCAGCAAAGCACUUAAGCACGUGCUCAAAUGCUUUGCUGAACUGGGGGCCUAAAAAUCUUGUAGGUUUUGACUUUAUCCUGCAACUCAGGAAUUUUGUGGUCACCUCAAACAUAUUAAAAUGAGAAGCCUUGUCAAAUGGCAUCCACAAAAGUAAGCGACUGAUUGGCCACUGAUGGUUUCAAUCCAUGGCAAUACUAGACAGCACCUUUGCCAGCAUGCAGUCAGCAGUAAAUAUUUUGAUUCUCAAUUUCUUUCUCUCUCUCAACAAAAUAAUGUGUGCAUGUGUGUAUUUUUCGGAGGGAAGAGUGGUUAACUGAGCUAAUUUAUAGUAGCAAGCCCCAACAGAUUGCAUCAUGACACUGCACCUAGAACUCUGCCCUCAUGAUCCAGCCUAAAUGUGGUGCUAAUAAACAGAAACACCAUAGCCUGCUGCAUACUAUUGUUAUACUGUUUCCUUUUUAAUCAUGCUUCCUACACACACACACACAUCUGUACACAUACACAUGUGUACACCCAUGCCCUUUAUAUAUAUAUAUAUAUGGCACACAGAUUUUAAUAUGUUGUGUGGUCAGUAUACCUGAAAAGCAAUUUUUAAACCAAAAUUCCAGCUCACUGCCUUGUGUAAAACUUUAGGCACAGGUCUAUCCAAGGAGCUCUUCAUGGAUGGGAUGCUGGAAAUCAGGCACAUUGCUGCAGGCGCACAUAUGAUCUCCAGCUUAAGUGCAUUCCCCACUACAGGUAAUACCAAGUGAUGGCAGAUUCCACUGUGACAGAGGGUCUUGCACUUCUGGUUACAGGAAAGAUGCCAUCAUAAUGAACAGCCAUUGGGGAAGGAUGAAAAAUGGGGUAUUAGAGCAACCCAGAAUGAAGUAGUAAGUCAAAAGCAAUCUAUAACCAUCUGUGCAGGAUGCUUAUAUCCACCCAUUCAUUUUACCCAGCCUCCCCUUACAGAACAGAAAUGUAGCUUCUUUUAUAUCACAACUGAACUAGAAAGCAUAACAGAAAAAAAAAACCUCAAACUGUUAAGUGAAAGAGCAGAUAUGCUUUCCUCCAAGACUGUGAUAUGUUCUAUUAGUGCAUUUUAAGACAUGGAAAUAACUGUUUUGUAUUAAUUUCAGUUUGUUAAAAGUUUAGCAGAGAUCAGCUGUGUUUUCUUUGUCUGUUUUUAAAUACCAUCUGACCCUGUGCAGGAUUUUUUAAUUAAGUGGGUCUGUUUUAAGCCUACCUCAGCUAGAAUGCUACAGGACCCUGAAUUUCCUCUUGAGUGUGCUCAUUGUAAAGUUGUCUUCUGCUAACGUAGAAGUUGUAACAGUAGCCUUGGCUUUGAGUACAGCUUUACCGAGCAGCACAUGGGAAUGGUGUGUUUUAAGUUGUAUAUGGAUUUUUAUACUACGUAACAUCCUGUGACAAUUUUGAUACAAGAAAGCACUCCACUUUUACUUUUUUAAUUAAAAACAAGAGCACUGAUUGUAUAGGACAUAAGGACUGAACUUUUAUCUUUACUCCGAAUAUCUGUGAAGUAAAAUUCACAUGAAUUUAAAUCCUUCCAAUCCACAACCCCUGCCAGCUGUUUAAAGUGAAUUCUGAAAAGGUUUUGGAAUUGCUUUUGAUAUCUACGUUGUUUUUGUUUUUCAUAAGUUCUUCUGUAUCAUUCCUUGUGUGUCACUCCUCAGGGUGCAGUUGAAGUUGAUUUUUCUUUUUAUUAAUGAAAAAUACAGACUGAUACAGGUUUCAAAGAGCUAAUGAAAUGUGGUAGGGGCACGCUCCAAAUUUGUGCAGAAACACAUGGACCUCUCCGUUGCGGUUCUCUACACAUUCCAGCACUGGUAAAAGUGUGAUGCAGACUAGUUUAAACUGCAGUCCCCUUCCAACCUAGAGAAACUGCAGAAUGGAGCAAUUAGAAAUAUAUAUCCUGUAUUAACAUUGUCAGUUUUAAUUGGACUAAGUCUGUAGAGGGUGAGUCUAUUUUUGGUUGCGUAUGUGUUUUAACGACUUAUAUUUGAAACUAGACCAAGUUGCCCUUAUGAAGAAAAUUUUAAUGACUUAAGCUGCAUGCAUUUUGGUAGCUUGUCUAACAGUGGUAAUGAAAAAAUAAUUAGAACUAGACUUAGACUAUGAGAUUAGUUCUGCAUUUGAAUACACAUGCGGAGCUCUCAUGGAUUUCAGUGGGAACCUCAUGUGUAUAUGUGAGGGCAAAAUUUGUCCCUUUAAGACCAGCACUGCAUGAGGAAUGAAAGCAAUUCACUCCUCUGUUCAGGCUGGAAGUAAUUCACUCCACUGCAGAUCACUAACACAAGGCCCUUCCACCCACAAAGCCCUGCAGGCUCUGUGUUCCUCUUCUCAAUAUCUGUGCACAGAGGGGAGCCUGUCUCUGUAGAAAGUGGGGGGAAGAGCAGUCUCACCUCAGGCGCAUAUUCCUCUCCCUUCCACGUCCCCCAAGCACCUCCUUGGGGCUGCAGCUCUGCAGACCUUCAGGGGCUUAGGGACCUACCUAGGCUCCUGCAGCUUCUCCUCACACAAGCUCUGGGGAAUACAAUUUAAAAGUAAAACAGUCUUUCGCUGAAUUAACUCAUGUUGCCACCACCCCCAACCCCUUCUUUAGCAGGAAGCCCAUGGGAGCAUGGUUCUCGCCGAAGUUGAUGGGCCAGGAAGGACCAGGAUGGUAGACCAGGGACAAGGGAGUCCAUUUGGGAUGCCCUUUGCUUCCUUGAGAUCUGUGUAGAUCUUUGGGGGUCAUGGGAGAUCAAGCUUCCAGCUUCUUGUGUGUGUGAAACUCUGCCUCCUGGCCAGCUGGACAAGCAUAAAAGUUCUCUCAUGGAGUUUCCUCUUCUCCCCUGGGACAGUUUAUCCCAGGUGAGGGACAGCAAGGCCUUGGAAUAAAUCUUACCUAUUACAGUUUGCCUGCCUGGGUGCAGACUCCACAAGACAGAGGUAAAUUGAUUUACAGAGUUUAAAAAAAAAAAAAUACUUGACCCCUGAGAGCUUAAAUUCUGUUUAAAUUAAAAAAUUCAGGCAUUGACUCCUGAAUCCACACACUUGGAUUGUCUCUACCACUGUGAAAGAAAAAGACUACGGUUUGGAGAGUGACAAGAGUCCCUUAUAAUUUCCAUCACACUGCUGUGUGAUCCAGAACAUUACCCCUUGUAAGCCUUCCUCUACAGAUUUCCCCAGUAUGUUCAGUAAAAUAGAUUAGAAAACUUGUGCGGCUGUAGAAAGUGGCGGGAGAGGAGUUUCACCUCAGGACCAUGCUCUUCUCCCCUCCCCUACCCCAAGAACCUCUGUGGGGUUCCAGCUCUACAGGGCCACACACCAUUGUCAGAGCCACAUACUGUUGUAGGCCUAUGCAGCCACUACUGGCUUCUUUUAAUUAGAUCUUUUCAACAGAAGCUCACACAAAAGUGUUGCUACAACCUGGUCAGUUUGCACGUGGGCCUGUCAGACAAUCCCUUGUUAUUUCUCAUUUUAAAAGGUACAUAAAAAGCGCAUAAUAUAUAUCUUUAAAAUGUAAAUGUUAGUGAAGAGAGCUGUGAUUUAUCCAGAAUUUGUAGUGCAAUUUGGCUUCUUAAAUUUAGAAAAGACAGGUGAAACCAGUGUCGUCUCCCAUUAUAGCCUAUAUAAUUAAAGAGAGCUAUAGAGGACAAAUAUACGUAUAUUGGACUGAAGGAAAAAAAUUCAUGAGAUUACAUAUAUCAGAAUUUAAGAGGAAAAGUAUUAAUGUAAUUUAUUAUAUACAUAAUAUUCCAUCAUAUUGUAAAUAAGAACAUUGUAAUGUAGUGCUGUAAUUGGUUUUUGGCUGGUAAUCUGUUGUUGGUCUGUAGGUGUUGUGGGGUUUGUUUGUUUUUUUGUUUGUUUUUUUGUUUUUUUAAGUAUAAUUAAAAAAGAUGGCAAAGAGCACUGGAUACCCUAGUUUCUUAGAUGUUCUAGAGCAAGAAGAAAUGUGAUAUACAGUUUUUUUGCCUUCUUACUUUAAUAUGGAGAUUAUUGAAUAAACUAGGUUAAAGAGAUAAAAUCAAGGCUAAUCCACCACCAACAAAUGCAAAGCACUGGGUCUGAGAUUAUGAUCUGGGGUGUUUACCAGAAUACAGCUCUGCUUUGCCAACCUGGUCCCAUGAGAAGGUAAGAUGCUGAAAAGUACUGGAAUCCUGCAUUCCAAAACAGAUAGUUAAUAAAGCGAAAUGGUUAGGCCUAAUCUCAGGCUUUGCCACCUUUGCAGGGUCUUUUUUAAUAGCAAAGCAGAGCAUUAACCUUGUUGUAGAGUAAUAAUAAAACAUUUUGGCCAGCUCAUCGAUGGAAGAGAGAUUACAAGCUCAGUGAGUCCUUCAGCAGCUUAAAGUAAUAUAUCAAACAUUACAAAAUGGUAUGUUCACAUGUAAAAGACCUCACUGGUCCCUGAAAAUAAGAUUAUCUGUCUUUUUGUUUUGUUUUAAAGGAAAUGAGCUGUUUCUCAUUUUUAUUGACAGCAUUUGUUUGGGAUUCCUCUGAUCAGUAAUGCUGGAUGUCCACAUGAAACAGAAUAGGAACUUCAAGCACAAAUCCAUUUAAAAUGCAUACAGGCUUCUUAGGUGCAGAAGCCCAUGCAAACCACAGAGAAUAGAUGUUCCAGGACUUCUGCAUCCUUGCACAAUAUAGAAAAUGGAUGUGUUUUUUACUGAAACGGGUGUUCAGUAGCAUUUCUGGGUCAAAUGAGCUCAUCUGACAGCUAUGCUGCAAGCAAAUCCAAGUAGAACAAGAUGCAAAACUAAAUUCCAUGCCACUUGGAGAAUCUCCAAGUUUAUAUAGUCGAUUGGUAUGUGAACAUUUAGGGGUCCAGACUUCAUUCUCUCAAUACAGCAAUCAUGAUGUUAACCCAAUACACCAUUGCAUAAAUGCUGUCAAUAAAAAUAUCAAGCUUUCUAACUAAUGAAUGAAGCACAGCGAGGAGACACAAUGUGAUGAAAUGUCAGAAUUAAUGCAUGAGGUAGAACUGCUGUUUUUUCUCCAAUUGUGAUAUGAAGCAUGAAAGACAUUAAUUUAAAUGUUGGCAAAAAAAAGUACAAAGGAACAAAAUAAGUGUUCACAUCUGGUUAAAUAAAAGACAAAACUUGUUUCCUGAUUUCUUCCUAACCAUGACAUUUUUACUUUCAUAAUUUCCCAUAGUUUCCAUCAAUUGGACCUGGUGGAAUAUACAUCACUUCUGUAUAUGUACGUCACCAGAUCAAAAGGAAAAAAAUAAACUUUUUAUAAUUUUGUACCUGUAGCAAAAGUUUGUAUGUUUUUAAUUGGAAACAAAACUUUUUUUGUCUUUUGGUCCAAAUCUGACUGUGUAUUAAUAUCCUUUUUGGAAAACCUGACCUAUGAGUUUAUGCUGUUUUACAGAUUUUAAAUAAAUUCUUAAUACACUGCCAACAAA